Messenger RNA from Bipolaris victoriae FI3, 438 nucleotides. RefSeq lists its product as hypothetical. Bases 1 to 438 code for a protein of 145 amino acids. The transcript has a single exon. The record is from RefSeq and is a predicted model, not a curated record. Gene Ontology annotation, cellular component: membrane. Lineage: Eukaryota; Fungi; Ascomycota; Dothideomycetes; Pleosporales; Pleosporaceae.
AUGUCCGCUCUCCUGACCAACAAGCCUCUCCUCGGGCCCCUCGUCGGCCUCAACGUCUGGACUUUCGCCAUUGAAGUUCUGUUGUACAAACGCAGAAUUCCCGCUCUUUCGAAAUAUGGUGUUACGUUCGAUCCAGCAACUGUCAAGAAGCAGAAAGCCGAGAAAUUGCCAGCUUUCGUCCAAUGGCCGGCUGACAACUUCAACAAUCUCUUAGAACAACCCACUCAAUUUUAUGCCGUCGUUCUCGGCUUGAGUCUUUUGGACGUCAAGGACAAGCGCACGGUUGGGUUGGCGUGGGCGUAUGUAGGUCUGAGAGUGGUACACAGUCUUAUCCACGUUUCUACCAACAACCCUAGCGUCCGCUUCCCAGUCUGGCUUGCAAGCUCCUUCGCAGUAGCAGGACUUACAGCUCAGGCAGCCUGGAAGCUUCUUUUCUAA